AUGCCAAAUAGCAAUAAACGCUAUCUUACUGUGUUCUUAAUCUGCCUCAAUCACUACAGCGCUGCAUAUGAUUGCUCCGUGGUGAAGAAGAGGAGGGCUGAAGAGCAGGCUUUGGGUGUCCCAGUCAACAAAAGAAAAUCCCUACUCAUGAAGCCCCGACACUAUAGCCCAAACAUGGACUGCAAAGAAGACAGUGACAGCAGGGCCCCGGACAGCAGCCUCUCGGGAACAGAGGAUCACUGUACUGCAGAAGAAAUCAUGGCAAAACCUGUGGAUGAGAACCUGCAUUCAACUGCACAAGAAAACUCCAGUAGGAAGGAAGACAGAUAUGCUUGUUAUCAAGAGCUCAUGGUCAAAUCCUUAAUGCACUUGGGGAAAUUUGAUAAAAAUGUGUCUGUUCAGACCAUAAGUGAAAACUUAAAUGACAAUGGCAUCCAGUCUUUAAAAGCAACAAGUGACGAAACAGACGAGUGCUUUAUGAUUCAUUCCAACAAUGGAAGAGACAGAUUCGAGGGUUCCCAGCCAGCGUUCUGCUCCUCCGACGACAAUGAAAGUAACCCUGAAAGUACAGAGAAUGGUUGGGACAGUGGCUCCAACUUCUCAGAAGAAACCAAACCACAUACAGUCCCAAAGUGUGAUUCUGAAACAGAAAGGAGAGACCCACAGAAUGUUCCCAUGGAACCCUUGGACAGUAAAGCCAGGCCUGCCUUCCCCGAGACUGAGGAAGCUGAGAGCGAGAGGCUGACAGCAGUGACGGAGGAGGCUGGUAACCUGGAGAAAGCAAAGGGGAAUUUAAGUUUGCUGGAACAGGCGAUUGCCCUGCAGGCUGAGCGAGGCUGUGUUUUCCACAACACCUACAAAGACCUGGACAGGUUUCUGCUGGAGCACCUGUCAGGGGAGAGGCGACAAACCAAAGUUAUUGACAUGGGUGGAAGACAAAUCUUUAGCAAUAAACAUUCGCCGAGGCCUGAAAAGAGGGAGACCAAGUGUCCCAUCCCUGGGUGUGAUGGCACAGGACAUGUGACGGGGCUCUACCCCCACCACCGCAGCCUUUCGGGGUGCCCCCACAAAGUGCGGGUCCCCCUGGAAAUUCUUGCCAUGCAUGAAAAUGUGCUCAAGUGUCCCACCCCAGGAUGCACAGGAAGGGGGCACGUGAACAGCAACCGCAGCACCCACAGGAGUCUUUCUGGUUGUCCAAUUGCUGCAGCUGAAAAAUUGGCAAUGUCCCAGGAUAAAAAUCAGCUUGAUUCUCCCCAAACCGGGCAGUGUCCUGACCAGGCCCACAGGACAAACUUGGUGAAGCAAAUUGAAUUCAAUUUCCGAUCACAAGCCAUCACCUCUCCCAGAGCCACGAUGUCCAAAGAACAAGAGAAGUUUGGGAAAGUACCCUUUGAUUAUGCCAGUUUUGAUGCCCAAGUUUUUGGUAAAUGCCCCCUGGUACAAACGGGGCAAGGACGAAAAACACCGCCAUUUCCUGAAUCAAAGCAUUUUUCAAAUCCAGUGAAAUUUCCUAAUCGACUGCCUAGUGCAGGCGCCCACACACAGAGCCCCAGUCGUGCCAGCUCUUAUAGCUACGGUCAAUGCAGUGAAGACACCCACAUAGCAGCAGCUGCUGCCAUCCUGAACCUUUCCACCCGCUGCAGGGGAGCCACAGACAUCCUCUCCAACAAACCACAGAGUCUGCAUGCCAAGGGAGCUGAGAUAGAGGUGGACGAAAAUGGCACAUUGGACUUAAGCAUGAAAAAAACCCGAAUCCUGGACAAAGCCGCAGCCUUAACCUCCUCUAACACUUCUAUUCCAACGCCAUCCUCUUCCCCGUUCAAAACAAGCAGCCUUCUGGUCAACGCAGCGUUCUAUCAGGCUCUCUGCGAUCAGGAGUGCUGGGAUACGCCGAUCAACUAUAGCAAAGCUCACGGGAAAACAGAGGAGGAGAAAGAGAAAGACCCAGUGAACUCUCUAGAAAAUCUAGAAGAAAAAAAGUUUCCUGGAGAGGCCUCUAUACCAAGCCCUAAACCCAAGCUCCAUGCAAGAGAUCUCAAAAAAGAACUAAUCACCUGUCCAACUCCGGGAUGUGAUGGAAGUGGCCAUGUCACAGGAAACUACGCAUCCCAUCGCAGUGUUUCCGGAUGUCCUUUAGCAGAUAAGACGCUUAAAUCCCUCAUGGCUGCAAACUCUCAGGAGCUUAAGUGUCCCACCCCAGGUUGUGAUGGUUCAGGGCACGUGACUGGCAACUACGCUUCCCACAGAAGCUUGUCUGGCUGCCCUCGUGCAAGGAAAGGUGGUGUCAAAAUGACCCCUACCAAGGAAGAGAAAGAAGACCCUGAACUUAAAUGUCCUGUGAUAGGGUGUGAUGGCCAAGGUCACAUAUCAGGUAAAUACACAUCACACCGCACAGCUUCUGGCUGUCCCCUUGCUGCCAAGAGACAGAAGGAGAAUCCUCUCAAUGGGGCCUCACUCUCCUGGAAACUGAACAAACAAGAGCUGCCACACUGUCCCUUGCCAGGCUGCAAUGGGCUGGGCCAUGUGAACAAUGUUUUCGUCACCCACAGAAGCCUAUCUGGAUGUCCUCUCAAUGCACAAGCUAUCAAAAAGGGCAAGGUCUCUGAAGAACUAAUGACCAUCAAGCUGAAAGCAACCGGGGGUAUGGAGAGUGAUGAAGAGAUUAGGCAUUUGGAUGAAGAAAUAAAGGAACUGAAUGAAUCCAACCUUAAAAUUGAAGCAGAUAUGAUGAAACUUCAGACCCAGAUCACGUCUAUGGAGAGCAACUUGAAGAGCAUAGAGGAGGAGAACAAGCUCAUAGAACAGAACAACGAGAGUCUGCUGAAGGAGCUGGCCGGCCUGAGCCAGGCCCUCAUCUCCAGCCUCGCCGACAUCCAGCUUCCGCAGAUGGGACCUAUCAGUGAGCAGAAUUUUGAAGCAUAUGUAAAUACGCUCACAGACAUGUACAGCAAUCUGGAACGGGACUAUUCCCCGGAAUGCAAAGCUCUACUGGAAAGUAUCAAACAGGCAGUGAAGGGCAUCCACGUGUAG
Messenger RNA from Cynocephalus volans (Philippine flying lemur), 3030 nucleotides. RefSeq names its product ST18 C2H2C-type zinc finger transcription factor (gene ST18). Gene Ontology annotation, biological process: regulation of transcription by RNA polymerase II. Gene Ontology annotation, cellular component: nucleus. The transcript is spliced from 19 exons. The record is from RefSeq and is a predicted model, not a curated record. NCBI's taxonomy places the organism in Eukaryota, Metazoa, Chordata, Mammalia, Dermoptera, Cynocephalidae. The coding region runs from base 1 to 3030 and encodes 1009 amino acids. Gene Ontology annotation, molecular function: zinc ion binding; RNA polymerase II cis-regulatory region sequence-specific DNA binding; DNA-binding transcription factor activity, RNA polymerase II-specific.